Messenger RNA from Paramuricea clavata, 213 nucleotides. NCBI's taxonomy places the organism in Eukaryota, Metazoa, Cnidaria, Anthozoa, Malacalcyonacea, Plexauridae. The record is from the annotation of a GenBank genome assembly.
AUGCCACAAUGCAACAGUCUGAUUUUAAUGAAAUUCGACACGUGUCCCCUUGUUGAUGGAUAUUUAGGACCAUUCGAGGGAUAUAUAGACUGGAAUACUGAAGAUAUGUCCAAUAACGAUCAAGGCACCCAGGCAUACCCAGAUGGAUUUUCAGAGUAUAGAAGCGGGAUAAAGCUGGAGUUUUGUUCAUACACAUCGUCAUAUGCUUGUUAG